Paramecium sonneborni is the source of this 875-nucleotide messenger RNA. The record is from the annotation of a GenBank genome assembly. NCBI's taxonomy places the organism in Eukaryota, Ciliophora, Oligohymenophorea, Peniculida, Parameciidae.
CUCAUAUAUUGAUAGCAUGUCCAGGAAGAUUGAUAGAUUUAGUAGAAUCAGGUAGUACAACAUUAAAAGGAAUAACAUUUUUAGUAUUAGAUGAAGCAGAUAGAAUGUUAGAUAUGGGAUUUGAACCAUCAAUUAGAAAAAUAGUAGCUUAAACUAGAAGUGAAAGAUAAACAAUGUUAUUUUCAGCAACAUGGCCAAAAGAAGUAUAAUCAUUAGCUUUAGAUUUUUGUACUUAAUAACCAAUUCAUAUACAAAUAGGAAGUUUAGAUUUAACAAGCAAUAGAUAAAUAUAAUAAAAAGUAGUCAUAUUAACAAAGGAUUAAAAAGAAAAUAAAUUAAGAGAAAUUCUAUAAUAAUUAGGAACUAAAAAGAUUAUUAUAUUUUGUUAAACCAAGAUUAAAUGUGAUUAAUUGCAACUUUAUUUGAUUUAAGAUGGAUUAAGAUGUAAAUCAUUACAUGGAGAUAAAAGAUAGUCAGAAAGAGAUUUUGUUAUGAAUAGUUUUAAACGAGGAGAUACAACAGUAUUAGUAGCAACUGAUGUAGCAUCUCGAGGUUUAGAUAUUAAAGAUAUCGAAUUUGUAAUUAAUUUUGAUAUGCCAAGAUUGAUAGAAGAUUAUGUUCAUAGAAUUGGAAGAACUGGUAUAAUAUAAUAUAUAAUAUAUAUUUUAGGUAGAGCAGGUGCUUAAGGUGUAUCAAUAUCAUUAUUUGAUUCUUAUGAAGAUGCUAAAUUAGCAGGUGAUUUAGUUGGAGUACUUAGAGAAUCAUAAAAUGAAAUACCUAAUGAAUUAUCUCAUCUUGCAAAUGUAACUAAUUCAGGAUAUUUAAAUUAUCGUAAAUGGAAUGCUCCCUCUGGAAAAAUUCAAUAUUGCAGUUGA